Molecule: messenger RNA, 4892 nt
Organism: [Torrubiella] hemipterigena
Lineage: Eukaryota; Fungi; Ascomycota; Sordariomycetes; Hypocreales; Clavicipitaceae
Source: the annotation of a GenBank genome assembly
CUCGGCCGUCACGACUGACUACCACCUCUUUGUCAACAUCACACGACAUCCGAUACCACGACGCCCAACACGGCCGCGAUAUCCCCGGAGCUGCCGUAUCAGUCACCAACUACAUAUAUCUGAGCUACAUUAACCGGAAGUACCCCGUGUUUCCCUCUCCCACCGCUGCCGGGUCGUCGUCUCAUGAGUCCGGCGGUCUGGCACUGCCCCUCCUCCCACAAUGGAUCCUGAGGAGUCAAACGGCGAUGCGGGUGAUAUCAAGCCCAAGCCUAUGCCCUCCGAUCUCCCUACCUCUCUCGACGACCGAAGGCACGCCCCAGUCGAUUAUGUAGUCCCCGAGACGGAAAUGUAUGAUGGGUGGCAAGGCCAGUCCCAAUUCCUCACAACCCCAGCCGUAGCAAAGCCCUUGAAUUUCGGAAGCCUCUCGCUAAAUGACUCGGAAUACGGCGAAGACAUUACGAAAGGCCCCAAGGAUAGCGACGCGCGAUUGAUGGAGAUGCUUGCUGCCCAAGCUGCGGCCCACCAAGCUGGACAUGGCGUGGAAAAUGAAGAUGUUAUCAUAAAUGACGAAAAGCUUUCGGACGAUGAAAAGAAGGACAUGCUCCAAAAGGCACUGAACAUGGCUGCCAGCAACGGAGAUGUUGCCAAAGUCGAAAGCUUGGUCUCCGGAAAAUCGAAAGAAUACGUCGACGUCAACAAAGCAGAUGAGGAUGGAACUCCGCCUCUCAUCUAUGCAAGCUGUUUCGGCCACGAAGCUGUUGUCCAAGCCUUAAUCGAUGCCGGAGCCGACGUGAAUAAACAGGACCAGAACCAAUGGAGCGCGCUGAUGUGGGCAAUGACAAACAGGCAUAAGGGAAUUGCGAAGAUUUUACUUGACAAUAAGGCUUCGUCUGAUCAGAAGACCUCCUCUGGUCGCACUGCGUUUGACUUUGUCCCACCCGACAGCGAAAUGUCUUUCUAUCUACAUGAUAACGGCUACAAUAUUGGAAAUGCUGGUGUUGGCGACGACUUCUACAGCCCUGGUUUCUCACAAGACCGAUUUGAAGAAGAAAUUGCUGAAAAUGAAAUGCGCCGCCGUCUGAUGAUGGAGAGUGCGCGUGACUUGGAAGUUGAUCUCGGUAAUGUUGGCAUGGAUGACCAGCCGGAGCCAGUCGAUGAGUUUGAAGAAGAACAGCAAGAGUUUGACUGGAGCAGAUGCCUACACGAUCAAAUGUUUGUUUUCCAGGAGCACGAGCUCGAUCGGAUACUGGACAUCAUCAUCACCAAGAUGACUCCCCAAAGAUCACCGUCGCAAAAACCCGUCCCAGCAAACAUGAUCUUUCUUAGCGCUCGCUACGCACAUUAUCAUGCUAGCCCCGAGUUGCUGGAGAGGUUGCUUGUUUCCGCCAUGGACCUUAUUAACGAUGUUGUCGAACGGUGCCAAUGGGACAUGACCAUUCUAGCAUUCUGGAUUUCCAACGCAACAUUACUCUUACACUAUCUCAAAAAGGAUGCUGGUCUGGUUGAGCAUACAGCCGAGUUUCAAGCCCAGCUUGCAGAGCUUAUCAAUGAGAUUUUCAUCCUAAUUGUACGCGAUGCUGAACGCAGACUCGACAAGGUCCUGGAUCCUGCCAUGCUGGAUCACGAGACCAUUCCCGGCUUUGAGGGCAUUACGUUCCAAAACGAGUGGAAAAUCUUCAAGCGCAAAAACACAGUGAAGCAGGAGCCGCUUGAGAAACGCUACCGCCCACCGUCACCAAAGCAGCGCGCCAAACCGGCGCCUCGCAACGUCACUUCGCUCCUCUCAUCGACGCUCUUCGUACUGGACUUGUAUGACAUCCAUUCCGUCAUCACGACGCAAAUCGUCUCGCAGCUUCUCUACUGGAUUGGUGCAGAAUUAUUCAACCGUAUCAUGUCGAGUCGGAAAUACCUUGCUAGAACGAAAGCUAUGCAAAUUCGAAUGAACAUCUCGCUUCUUGAAGAGUGGUCUAGGACGAACAACCGCCAAGCGGAACACUACGAGAGUGGCGAGACCAAGUCUACGGGUGAAACUACAGCCGAUGCUGGCAGGAGGCAUCUGGCCCCCGUAAUCCAGCUUCUCCAAUGGCUUCAAUGCUUCUCAUCGCUCGCAGAAGACGAUCUGGAAGCCUUGGUUGGCACACUGCAGCAACUCAAGCGCCUAACACCUCAGCAGCUGAUCCACGCAGCCGCGCACUACCGACCAGAGGUGGGCGAGAAGAAGCUCCCUAAGAGUGCUUUGAACUACUUGAUAGCGAUUCAGAAGGAAGCGACGUUGAAACGGGACCGACGCCGCAGCAGAGCUACUUCUCCCUUGCCGGCUGAGCCCACCACACCGGUGCGGCCUGGCUCCAACGCCAACGGCCUCGAAACGCCAGGCAGCGUCCAAACCACACCGGACGGUGGCAAUGGUAGCGACGAUGACGAGGGAGACGAUGCGCCAGCCAAUUUGUUACUGGACCCUGCCCUCAUGCUACCAUUUACCUUGCCGUCGGUGACCGAUAUGCUGGUCUCGUAUGGGGCCGGCUUUGGCGGUGUAAACCGCGAGCGGGAACGCAAGUAUAUUCCGACAGUGCCGCCCGAGUUCCUGGACAAGCUGGAAGUGAGUGGUGCCCAAAAAGAAGCACCCAUGUUUGAAGAAAAGGAUUGGGAAAAUGAAGAGGUUUAAAUGUGCGUGUACAUUUCGAGCUAGACGCUCUGCCUCGCCGCCAUUUUGUUGCAUUGGGAUAAAGACAUCAAUAGCCCCUUGUGCAAUUUUCUUUCUUUCUUUUUAAUUCGUUUCUAUCAAACCAAAAGGCAUAUAGUAGCAUAUUACAGGCAAUUAUCAUGAUUUUUAUUUAUGACUAUAAAUCCGUCGUCCUAGGUGAAAUGUCGGUUCUUGCAUCGUCGCUUAAGCUGAGUAUUUUGUAUACCUAGUUUUUAUUUAGAAGCUGUCUUUUUUAUCAGCACCGCGUGAUAGCCGCCCAAAACUUCGACGAAAUUCUUCACACGGCUCAAAUGUCUUGCCAACUCUACAAGUUUUCCCAGGGUCCCCGGUUGUGUUGAAGGGUCCGGUCCGGUCCGUGUUUCCCGUGUACAUGUCUCACUGGGUUAGCCGCAACAAGCUGUCGCCGCCGUACCGAACCAGGCACAGCACACAACUAUCGAACGAGAUGCUUCGCGGGCUGAACCAAGCGCUGAGUGAGAAUCAUUUAUGUUGUCUCGUCUCCUUUUUACAGCGGUGAACUUGACCAUGCUGGCAAGGGUGGUGGGAGAAUUAAACAAAUCAUGCAUGCACAAAUAAGGAUUUGCUUCCUUGCCCAAUCGUCCGCCGCCUUGAUUACCGAUAUGCAAUGCGUGGCUGCAGUACGUAGAUGGGGUACACUAUGCAGGGCAAGGUAAACACAAAAUGCAUAGCUGUCAUAUAGAAACAUUAUGUGCUUUUUUAAAACAGUUUUUAUGCUCGUCAUUCGACAGCGAACUGCACGCACCCGACGCGAAAGCGGUACUUGUCACGAUGUUGACAAGCUGCAGCUGUUAGCGCAGGUACAACCGCUCCCAACUCUUAUUUAUCACUUUGUUUGAAUGACUGUGUACCACGUACUAGUCGCUUGCUACUGCACUCGACGGUGUAAUAGUCAAUUACGUCUUUAGCUACGCGCCACGAGCCACAUGUCAACAGUCUAGUUGCGCGACUUUGGCCUGGCAGACGUUAGGCCGUGCCAUCCCUGCCCAGCACACUAUUUGCAAGCCGGGCCUCUUGAUUGGGUCGCUCGCCGGGCUCGUGAAAGAUGGUGUGUGUGUGUACGGCUGGCUUAGCAUCGUGCCACUGGCGGCGCGCCAGUCAGCUCAGCUCAGCAAAAGGCCUCGAGCUAAGACCUGUGGGAGGGCACAGGAUGUGGAAAUCAGCUUCCCUGGCCGGGUGUUCCAGGCCGCCUAUGGUCCCCGCCCAACGCAAACUUUUUUGACACUAACGCAAAUGCAACAGCAGCGACGACGCGAAAUAGUUGGAGGUACUUGGUGGACUAACAGCGACGUCGCCGAUCUUUGGUGGCUGGGAUAGUGUUGACCUGCAAAUCGUUUGUCAUCUGAAGGCUCGUUCGUCUCUUGACAGAAAGUCAAAAAAGAGUGCACCGAGGAAGCCGUAAUAGUAUUAGGCCAGGGACCAAAAACUCAGUUGCCUCUCCACUGACCGUUGAACGGGAAUCCUUCCGGCACGGCGGAGAGCCUACGGUGCUUUCCGCAGCUGAAUAAGGUUCAAACCUAUGAGAGCUUUGACAUGCACAAAGGGUACAGACAGUGACAAAGGUGUAUCCAGGAAGCACCAGCACCGCAGGGUCUAGGUCGCAUUUAUUUUUCGGAGCACAGCGCGCAAGACGAAGCAGGUUUAGGUGCAACGCAAGCCCAACCCAAGCGUCAAGUGGUGACACAUCUUCGAGACAUGAUGCGACGACAGGAUGCACGUCAAGGGAGAGUCAAUCUGUCUUUUGCUACCCAGGAAGAGUCGAACCUGGUACCAAAGGUCAAGACAGAAAAGAGAGUCAGUGGCUUCUGAGCUAGUUUCGGAUGGUGGGGAAAAGCUGUUCUUUGCUUCUCUUCUCUUGCUAGCAAGAAGCAGUGGAAGCGGAUGUCUCGGGUUUCUUUUUGGCCAAAACUCGUUGAGUUGUGAGCUCUGCUACUCUUCACUUAACAGAGACAACAAGGAAAGAAUGGGCAAACAAUAAUUGCUGAUGAACUCUUUUUUUUUUUCUUUUUCUUCGUAUUUGCGGUUCUUUUUAAUCUUAUUCACACAGAAUCAUGUAAAAUCUUUCUUCAAUGACACCCUCUUUAGGUAGACAGAGCUGACAGGCCAAGGACGAAGGCAGGCACCACCCAGGUCAGGCCACAUUAAAGUGGGCGCUCUUGCCUUUUUUUCG